GGAUCCACCACCACCGGUGUAGUACUACAACAAUCAAACACAAAUCCACCUGUUGAACUAUAACACACAAUAAAAAACAAUCACACACCACACCCACCUCCUCCUCCACCUUACGGAACGAUGACAUGAUGUCACUACUCCCCAUCCGGACGCUCGUCUUCCUCCUGCCCCUGUUUCUAAUAACCCCCACAACCACGACAGAGUCCACAGUUUCAGAAACGAUAAGCUGCUCCUCUGACCAGUUCAAGUGUGGGAACAAAACCUCGGCCAAGUGCAUUCCGAAGAGAUGGGUCUGCGAUUUUCAUGCCGAUUGCGCUGACGCCGAGGACGAGAUUGGAGACUGCCCCCCCCCUGAGUGCGACCCCGUGAGUCAAUUUAAAUGUGCCACGUACAAGUUCAACGCGAGUUCUUAUUGUAUUCCGGUUCAUCAGAAAUGCGAUCACAUCCCCGACUGCUUCGACGGAUCGGACGAGGCCAAUUGCCAAUACCGCCCCUGCGGCCCCACCGAUUUCAAAUGUGACUCCACGAAGGGUGACAUUUGCGUCCCGGAGAGCAAAAAGUGCAAUGGCUACUUUGACUGUCGCAAUGGGGAGGACGAAAAAAGCUGUCCAAACCGCACUCUAUCCUGUGACUUGACCCAAUUCGCCUGUGGGACGGGGGACAAAUGCGUGGAAAUGGCCAUGCGCUGCAAUCACAGGGAGGAUUGUGCCGAUGGGAGUGACGAAAAAACCUGCAACUUCCCGUCCUGUACGAAAGACCAGUACCGUUGCACGAACCAGUUUUGCAUCCCGAAACGCUGGUCCUGCGAUGGUCGAACGGACUGUUCGGAUGGGUCGGAUGAGAAGAAUUGUACGAUUAAAUGUCCAGAGAACCAGUUUUUCUGCCCAAAAGGGAGCCUGGAUGGGACGCCGAAAUGCGUGGAAAAAUCCGUGGUUUGCAAUGGGAAGAGGGACUGCUCCGAUGGCUCCGAUGAGGAGGGCGUGUGCUCCACCACGCUCUGCCCGCAACUCUCCUGCACCCACAAGUGCGUCCCCUCGCUGGACGGAGGCGUGUGCACUUGCCCCGAUGGGUUUGAAGUCUUUACUAACGACUCUCGAACGUGUGUGGAUAAGGACGAGUGUGGGUUGUACGGGUAUUGUUCGCAGUUUUGCGAGAAUUCGAGGGGGAGCUACAAGUGUGAUUGUGCCAGUGGUUAUAAGCUUAUUGAAGGGAAGAAAUGCAUAGCGGAUGAGAAGGCUUUUAUCUACUUUGUCCAUCACACGGAGGUGUUCAGGAUCAAUCCAGAGGGGAGGAGUGAGCUCCUGCUCCACACCCCCUCCGCCUCCGGCCUGGACUUCCACUACUCAAAAAAACUCUUAUUCUUCUCCGACAUAGAAACGCGAAAGAUCUACGCCAUAAAAUUAACCGAGCCACCAUCGAGUACUCCCCCGAUUUACCAAACCUCCCGAACAACCACGGAGAUUUCCCUCCCCUCAACGACGUGGUCACCCGUUGCCCUCGCGGUGGAUUGGAUCGGGGACAAAUUAUACGUCGUGGACUCCGUGGGGCAGAAGAUCGACACCUUCGAGCUGGACGGCCGAUCCCACGUGAUAGCCCUGUCCCACAAUCUAACCAACCCCUCGGACAUAGCGCUGGACCCACUGAUCGGACUGAUGUUCAUCGCGGAUAAUAUGCGGGUGAUGCGAGCGACCAUGUCCGGAGGGGAUGUUCGUGCCAUAGUUACUGAAGCGGUUUAUCGAGCGAGCGGAGUUGCCGUGGAUCUCGUGGUGAAGCGGGUUUACUGGUGCGAUAGUCUUUUAGAUUACAUCGAGAGUGUUAACUACGAGGGGGGGCAGAGGCAGAGCGUCGUCAGGGGCUCCUCGACGAUCCCCUCCCCCACCCGCCUGACCCUAUACAACACGAACGUCUACUUCACCGACUCCACCAAAGAAGGCCUCCUCGAACUCGACAAGUACUCCUCCACCAACACCCUCCGCACACUAUACUCCAACCGCACGGUAACGAAAGAACCCCGCGCAGUGAAAGCCUAUUCCUCCCUCGUACAACCCCACAUCCCGUCCCCUUGUGGCUCGAACAACGGGGGCUGUGAAAAACUCUGCAUUGUAACCAACACCCCCGAGGGGAACCUAGGCUUCGAGUGUGCCUGUCCCAUUGGUUGGCAGUUGAUGGAGGAUCGCAGGAGCUGCAUGGGAGUGAAGGAAUUGCUGAUUUAUUCACAACAUAAAUUCGUAAAGGGACAAGUGCUGGAUCCUGUUUUGGACUCGUUUACUGACGCGAUUGUUCCGGUGGUUUCGAGAUCCGCGAGAUUCGUCGGGCUGGAUUUUGAUGCGCAUGAGAAUUUUAUCUACUUUUCGGAUGUGCUGCAGGAUGUUAUUUACAAGAUUAAAUCGAAUGGGUCCGGGAAGGAGAUUGUCCUCGCGGCGCAGAAUGAGGGGGUCGAGGGCCUCGCGAUGGACUGGGCCUCAAAGCUCCUCUACUACAUCGACUCCAAAGACGGGACCCUCUCAGUCCUCUCCACCCGGAACACCACGAUCCGCCGUGUUCUACUCCGCUCUUUGAAACGCCCCCGUGCCAUAGUGGUCCAUCCAAAUAAAGGAUAUUUAUUCUACUCCGAAUGGGAUCGACCAGCGAAUAUUUCACGUGCAAAUUCCGAUGGAUCGGGUGUGAUAGUUUUUAGAAAUGUUUUAUUAGGAUGGCCGAAUGGGUUAUCCAUUGAUUACCAGGCGGAUCGUUUGUACUGGUGCGAUGCGCUGUUGGACCAUGUGCAACAUGCCAAUUUGGAUGGAGGGGAUAUCAAAACUAUUAAUUCUAAGCUUAUAAGGCAUCCGUUUUCCUUAGUGGUUUUUGGGGAUUUCGUCUAUAUCACGGAUUGGAGGUUGGAUGCGAUUUUUAAGCUGGAUAAAAUAAAGGGGGACAGGGAGGUCAUCGUUACCAAGGUUGAUGAGACCAACCGGCUGUAUGGAGUGAAGAUUUACUCGCAGAAAAACCAGGAAAUAUCUAAAUAUCAUCCUUGCUCUAUUAAUAAUGGGAACUGUGCCGGGUUGUGUUUCCCAUUGAUGAAGGGUGAUAAAUUGGAGAGCGUGUGCGGCUGUGGUCAAGGGGAGAAGGUUGAUAAGGAUGGGAAGAGCUGUGUCCUGGAUCCGGAUGCUGAGCCGGUCAAGGUUUGCUCGAAUUCGUGGCACUUUACUUGUGAUAACCAGCGCUGCGUUCCUCAGUCGUGGAGAUGCGACGGUGACGACGACUGCCUGGACGGAUCGGAUGAGAAAAACUGUACGAAACCGACGUGCACGGCGACGGAGUUUCAAUGCAAAACUGGGAGGUGCAUCCCCUCUUCGUUCAAAUGCGAUGGGGACAAUGAUUGCGGCGACUCCUCCGACGAGCUUGGCUGCGUGAACGUCACUUGUGAGUCGAGUCAAUUUGCGUGUGAGAACGGCCGAUGUAUUCCUCAAAGCUGGAAGUGCGACUCGGAAAAUGAUUGCAGCGAUGGGAGUGACGAAGGAGAUUUCUGCGCCGAGAAAACGUGUGCAUAUUUCCAAUUUACGUGUCCUGGGAGCGGCCACUGCAUCCCCAACUCGUGGAAGUGCGAUGGUGACUCUGACUGUUUCGGUGCUGGACAAGGCCCCGCAGCGGACGAGCUCAACUGCCCACCCAUUUCAUGUCGAGAGAACCAAUUCAAAUGCUCAAAUUUCAAACAAUGCAUCCAUGAAUCGUACAAAUGCGAUGGGAUCCCGGAUUGCGACAAUGGGUCGGACGAGCAAGGCUGUCCGGAAGUAAAGGAGAACGAAUGUCACCCGGAGAAGCAGUUUAAAUGCAUGAAGAGUGGGAUUUGCAUCCCGAAAGAGUGGCACUGCGAUGGGAAUCCCGAUUGUGAAGACAAAUCCGACGAGCCGCCCAACUGUUCCCAGAAGCCCUGUUCCGUGGGCUACUGGAAAUGCGGGAACGGGAAAUGCGUCCACAACGCUUACAUCUGCGAUGGCAGCGAUGAUUGUGGUGACAACAGCGAUGAAUCCGUAGAACUCCACGCCUGUAAGAAAACCGUGAAAUGCGGUCCGAACGAGUGGCCAUGCCCGAAAUUGCAAUCCACUCGGUGCAUCAACAUCACCUCCAUUUGCGAUGGCAUCGUGGAUUGUCCGAACUCCUCGGACGAAGGCCCCACCUGCGACCUGGCUGAAUGCUCACUAACCACGUGUAACUCGCCGAUGUGCAAGCAGACCCCGACGGGACCGCUCUGCAUUUGUCCAAAGGGGGAAGUUCUUGAACCUAACUCUACCUCGGUCUGUACGGACUUUAACGAGUGCGAACUCAAUCUUUGCUCCCAGGGGUGCACUAAUACGAAGGGGAAGUUUUUCUGCACCUGCACGGCUGGCUACACCCUCGACCCCACCCCACCUCCGCAAACCCCUACCAAAUGCAAAGCCCUGAACCGCACCCUGGCCUUCCUCGUGAUCUCCAACCGCCGCUCAAUCCUACUCUCCGAUUUAAACGAACAUUCCAUCGAGAGACUCCCCGUUUUAGUGGAAAACGUCGUCGCCACCGCCUCUGACAUGUCACGUGGGAUAAUUUUCUGGUCGGACAUGAAACUGAAGAAAAUCUUCCGUGUGAACCGGAAUGGAUCCGAGUUGAAAGAAGUGAUUUCCAACGGAUUGGAUUUGGUCGAAGGGAUCGCGUUUGAUUGGGUGGGGAGGAAUUUGUACUGGGUGGACUCGAGGUUGCACACGUUGGAGGCCACGGACGAGUGGGGGAAACAUCGGGUCGUUGUGCUGAGUAGGAAUGUUAGCCAGCCGAGGGGGAUCGUGCUGGACCCGGAUACUGGGAGCCGCUCUCUAUUUUGGUCCGAUUGGGGAGAGAACCCACGGAUUGAGCGGAUUUCACUGGAUGGGACGGGGAGGACCGCCAUCGUCACUACUAAAAUCUUUUGGCCCAAUGGAUUAACUUUGGACACAGCGAAUAAACACGUCUACUUCGCGGAUUCCAAAUUGGAUUAUAUCGAUUUUUGCAAUUACGAUGGGACCGGGAGGCGGCAGGUGCUGAGCUCCUCCCACUACCUCCUCCACGCCCACUCCCUCACCUUAUUCGAGGACACUUUGUACUGGACAGACCGCCAACUAAACCGUAUCCUCUCCACCCACAAAUACCACGGAACGAACCAAUCCGUCGUCCACCACGUCGUCUCCCAACCUCUCUCCAUCCACGUUAAUCACCCAUCAUUACAGUUUAAUUACGAGAACCCCUGUUCAAAAGUCUCCUGCGACCAGUUAUGCGUGCUGUCAAACAGUCCGAGUGGUUACAAGUGCCUCUGUCGACCGGGGUACACGACCCAAGGGGAGAAAUGCGUUCAGGAAGACGUCCCUUAUAUUUUAUUAGUGAAGAGCAAUCAAAUUGUGGACUUGAGCUUGUCCGAUGAUAAGAAUUAUUUCGUACCCAUCGUGGGGAUCGAGGGGGGGAGGGUGCUGGAGGUCGAUAGGGAGAAGCAGGACCUCUACUACGUCGAGGGAGGAGAAACCCUUGAGAACGGAACGAUAUACAAGUACUCUUUAUCUAAUGGUAACCGGUCCCAAUUCCUCGACCCCCUGAAAGACCCGGGCCUCAUCGGAUCACCUUACACAAUAGCGUUUGAUUGGAUCGGGAGGAAUUUAUACAUAGGAAAUAAAGAAGCUUCGCUUAUAGAACUGGUAAAAGUGGAUGGGAAAAACAAGUACCGAAUGGUCAUCUUGGGAGGUGGAGAGUCCAACACGGAGAGUCAAGUGGGGAAGGUCAACGCGAUCUGUUUGGAUCCAAUGGAGGGAACGCUCUACUGGCUCGACGCUGGCCACAUCUCCACUCCACCAAAACUCUCCACCGCCCAGAUGGACGGCUCCUCCCCAAAAACCCUCCUGACCCUCACCACCCCGGGCACCUCCCUCACAAUAGACCCCAUAACAAAAACCCUGUAUUAUUCCCACUCUUCACCCCCAAAGAUCUCUUCCUACUCCACAAAAACCUCGGAAUCCACGGACCUCCUCACCACGAACCUCGCCUCCCCGAUCUCCAUCCAAUACCACGAAUCUCGCUUGUACUUCCUGGACCCUGUCUACGAGAAAAUCACGAUAAUCUCCCUCCCCUCACUAGAAACCAAAAACCUCCGCGAGAACGAACCGGACCUAAAAUCCAUGCAGAUCUGGAGGAAACAACCAACCACAAACAGUUGCCUCAACUCUAACUGUGAUCAUAUCUGUAUCCCAACGAACAACCGUGGAAGGAAAUGCGCCUGCUCUCUAGGAUACAAACUAACCUCGGAAACCACCUGUUCGAAUUACAAAUCCUUCUUGAUAAUCGCUCAGGAAGAUAGGAUCCGCGGGAUUGGGGAUGAUUCAAUCGAGGCCAUGGUCCCCAUCCACUCCAAUGAUAGACAUAUUCUACACAUCGAUUUAUACAUGAAAUCUGGGUGGAUUUAUUGGAUCGAGUACGGAAAGGGAUCGACUAAUGGUUUGUGGAGGAUCCACCCCAAUGGGACCGAGUUACAACAAAUUAUUUCUAAAGGAAUCGGCUCCAACGGUCUGAGAGGACUAACAAUCGACUGGAUCUCCAAACAAAUCUACUUUACAAACGCCUUCCCGCACGAGACAUUUCUAGAAAUUUGUAAUUUAGAAGGUGGAUUUAGAAAGAUUCUGAGCAAGAAAAACUCUGAUAACCCACGGGAAUUAGCGGUGAAUCCGGUGAAGAAAUUUUUAUAUUGGAUCGAUUACGGGACGUUCCCUCGGAUCGGGAGGGCCUUGCUCGAUGGGAGCAAUUGGACAGAGUUAGUCACGAGUGGGAUCACGAAUCCUAAGGAUUUAACGAUUGAUUUUAAUAAUCAUGAUGUUUACUGGAUCGAUGCGACGUUUGAUAAUAUUCAGAAAAUUAACUACCAAGGUGGGAACAGGGUUGUGAUUAAGAGGAAUGUGCCCAAUCCUGUGGGGAUCAGUGUUUUUAGGGACUAUGUUUACUGGGCGGAUAAGAAUUUGGGGUCGGUGUUUAAGUUUUCUUUGAAGGAUAGUAGUGGUGGUGGUGGGAAUGGUGCGGGGGAUUUGAUCCGAUCGGGGAUGAGCAAUUUGAAAUCGGUUAAAUACUACGAUUCCUAUUCGCAACCGGAAGUGGAGAGUUACUGCGGGGUUUGUGAGCAGUUGUGCUACGCCAUUGGGGAGAGGGUCCAGUGCGAUUGCGCCACGGGCACCCUGGUGAACAACCGCUGCGUGCCCCUCACCACCUACCUCGUCUUCUCCACCCGCACGGAGAUCCGCUCCGUCCACAUCGACCCCACAAACACCCAAGUCCCCUUCGCCCCCAUAACAAACCUAACAAACGUCGUGGGUGUUGAUUUUGACUAUAAAGACGGGAGGAUAAUUUACACACAGAUCCGACCGGAUGCAAAGAUUAAUUAUUUCUCUGUGAGUGAUUUGACCAAGACCGUGAGUGUUUUGACCAAAGGGAUCAAUCCAGAAGGGGUUGCGUAUGAUUGGGUGGGGAAGAAGAUUUACUGGACGGACAGUGGGAAUAGCUCGAUUUAUGCGAUGGAUUUGGAUGGGGGGAACGUCGUGGUUAUCACGCAUGUGGAUCGGCCCAGGGCGAUUGUCGUGCAUCCGUGCAAUGGAACCCUCUACUACACGGACUGGGGCCUGUUCGGGACCUCCGGCAAAAUCUACCGCUCCACGAUGGCCGGGACGUUAAAACGUGCCAUCGUCUCCACUGACCUCACUCAACCCUCCGGCCUUGCCCUAGACAUCCCCGACAGCAAACUAUACUGGACGGACGCGGUCCGUGAAAAGAUCGAGCGCUCAAAUCUCGACGGCACUUCACGUGAAGUCCUCAUCACCGCGACGAUCUACCCAUUUGCAAUAACAAUCCACCAGGACUACAUUUUCUGGACGGACCUCCAACUCCGCGGGGUUUACCGCGCAGACAAACACACCGGAGCGAAUAUGAUUGAAAUCGUGAAGAGAUUAGAAGAGUCCCCAAGGGAUAUACAAGUCUUUGAUGGGGGAAAACAGAGCUGCACUUACUCUCCAUGUCAGGAUAAUAAUGGGGGAUGUGCGCAGAGUUGUCAUCCUGGUGGAGAUGGGGUUGCCCUGUGUACUUGUCUUCCUACUUUUACCCUUGUGAAUAAUGGGAAGAUGUGUCUGCCUUCGAAUUUCAGCACGUGUGACUCGUCGAAAUUUGCGUGUGCGAAUGGGAAGUGUAUCUCAAGGUUAUGGACGUGUGACGGGGAGGAUGACUGUAACGAUGGGGUAGCCAGUGAUGAGGAUAAGGGCUUUUGUGCCUUUCAUACGUGUGGGGCUAAUGAGUUUCGGUGCAGGAAUGGGAGGUGCAUUUUCAACUCGUGGGUCUGCGAUUUUGAACCGGAUUGCAACGAAACCCCAUCGGCGGACGAGAUGAACUGCACUUACCCCACGUGUAAUGAGGGUGAAUUCACCUGUGGCAAUGGGCGUUGUAUCCCCUCCUCCUUGGUCUGCAACGGGGUGAACGACUGCAAGGACAACAAAACCUCCGACGAGAGUCUGAUGAAUUGCAGAAACGCUAAUAAAACCUGUCCCGCGACGCAUCUGAAGUGCGAAACGACUAACAUUUGCGUGGAGCCGUUUUAUCUUUGUGAUGGGGACAAUGAUUGCGGCGACAACAGCGACGAGAACCCUUUACACUGCUCCAAACGGACGUGCCCCUCUAACUCUUUCCGCUGUCCGAACCACCGUUGCAUCCCUGCGAGCUGGCACUGCGACGGGGACCCCGACUGCCCGGAUGGCGCGGAUGAACCGGCGGAUUACUGCAAAUCCGAGAUGAAAACGUGCUUUGGGGACUUGUUCACGUGUCGGAAUGGGGCGUGUAUUCCGAGGAGUUACAUCUGCGACGGUGACAAGGACUGCCUGGACGGUUCUGACGAGGACGACACCACGAACCAGUGCAACAACCGAAAGUGUGACAACUCUACAGAGUUUUACUGCCCAGAGAAUAAAUCCUGGGGAAGGAGCCAGUGCAUCCCGAAAAAAUGGGUCUGCGAUGGGGACCCCGAUUGCAUCAGUGGGAGAGACGAAAACACCACCCUGAACAACUGCCCACCGCCCCAACCCUGCUCCGAAGACCAAUACCGCUGUGACAACGGCCGCUGUAUAAACUCUGUCUGGAAAUGUGACCUGGACAACGACUGCGGUGACGGAUCAGACGAGAAAAAAUCCUGCUCCUCGACAUACCCAACCUGCACCCCUACCGAAUUCGCCUGUAACAACUUCAAAUGCAUCCGCUCCUCAUUCAAAUGCGAUGGAGAAAACGACUGCGGGGACAACUCGGAUGAGUACAACUGCCCGCAGAUACAGAGCAACUGCACCCACGGUCACACUUGUGAUGGUGGGAAGUGCAUAGAACUCGCUUCACUAUGUGACAAAAUAGCGGACUGUAUCGAUUCUUCAGAUGAACCGGCGCAUUGUAACGUUAACGAGUGUCUGAUUUCCAAUGGGAGAUGUUCCCAAUUAUGUAUAGACACCCCUCUGGGAUUCAAUUGUAACUGCACUGAAGGAUACGAGCUAUUAGAAGAUAAAAGAACAUGUCAAGACAUAGAUGAGUGCAAAACACUAGGCACCUGCGAACAGCACUGUUUCAACACUCCAGGAUCGUACCACUGCAAAUGUGACGAGUUGUUUUAUGAUAAAAUAGGAUCUAAGUGUAAGAGGUUAGACGGGAUCAGACCCUGGUUGAUCUUCACGAACAAAUAUUACCUCCGGAACAUGUCCACCGACGGAUCGGUGUAUAACAUUAUUCUACAAGACCUGAGGAACGUCGUCGCACUAGAUUUUGAUAUAAGAAACAAUCACAUUUACUACGCUGAUGUUAGUGCAAAAACGAUUUUCCGAUCGGACAUCACCACCGGAGUAAAAGAAUCAAUAAUAAAACACGAAUCCCACGGAUUAGAAGGCCUCGCAGUGGAUUGGAUCGGAAGAAAACUCUACUGGCUCGAUCGCCAUUCUAAAUCCUUAGAAGUCUCUGAACUCAACGGGACCAAUAGAAAAACUUUGAAAUCUAAUAUCCAAGAUCCACGGGCGGUUGUUGUCCAUCCUAAAAAAGGAUUGUUAUUUUACACCUCCUGGCAUUUGCAGGCGUAUAUCGGAAGGAUGAAUUUGGAUGGGAGUAAUUUCACGAUGAUUCUGAAUUGGGAAAACUCCAUCGCGUGGCCCAAUGCGUUAACUCUUGAUUAUAUAAAUGAUAGGUUGUACUUUGCGGAUGCCCAUCUUGACUACAUUGAUGUUGUGGAUUUGGAUGGUAAAAACAGAAAAACGAUUUUAAAAGGUGUCAGAGUCCCGCACGUGUUUGCUUUAAGCUUAUUUGAGGACACGUUGUUUUACACGGAUUGGAAUUUAAAAGGAGUUUUCAAGUGUAAUAAGUUUAAUGGGAGCGAUUGGACCGUGAUUAGAAACACUACCCAUCGUCCUUAUGAUCUGCAUGUUUUCCAUCCUUUGAGACAGAUCCCGGAUGAUUCGAGGUGCGAGGGGAAUGGGGGCUGUUCUCAUCUUUGUUUGUUGAAUGGGAGUGAAGGGGAGAGCUGCAAGUGUCCGAAUCAGUUUGUUCUGAGUGGGAAAAAUUGUGUGGCUAAUUGUACGAGGGGACAGCAUCGGUGUGGCGGGGAUGACAAGUGUGUGCCGCAUUAUUGGAGGUGCGAUGGGGAGGGGGAUUGCAGGGAUGGGAGUGACGAGUCAUCCUGUCCACCCCGCCUGUGUAAAACGGGUCAAUUCCAAUGCGCGAAUGGGAACUGCACCUCACCGACUUCCAUUUGUGACACGAUCGAUGACUGCGGGGACGCCAGUGAUGAAUCGCUUUGCUCCGCGGAUUGUGGGGAGAACGAGUUCAAGUGUAAAACGAGUGGGAAGUGUAUUUUGAACAGUUGGAGGUGCGAUGGGGAUGCGGAUUGUGGGGAUGCCAGUGAUGAGGACCCCACGGUGUGCCACAACCGGACCUGCGACAAGGACACGGAAUUUACUUGUAACAAUGGGAAGUGUAUCCCGGUCCUCUGGAAGUGUGAUUACGACGAUGAUUGCGGGGACGACAGCGACGAGCCCGCCCAGCAAUGCCGCCAGCGUAACUGCACCGAGGGCUGGCGUCGGUGUCCCACGUGGGGUAACUAUCGCUGCAUCCCAGAGUGGUUAUUUUGCGAUGGGAAACCAGAUUGUAGGGACGGAUCGGAUGAAAAACCUGAAUCUUGUGCGAAGUGUGAUCCGCAAAGGGAGUUUCAAUGUCGAAACGGAAGAUGUGUCCCUAACUCGUGGUUGUGCGAUUUUUCCAAUGAUUGUGGGGAUAACAGUGACGAACUCCUGACCACCUGCCCCACGGGCUACCGCCCCUGCUCCGAGUCUGAAUUCAAAUGCUCCAACAACCGCUGCAUCCCGUCCCGUUUCCUCUGCGACAUGGACCAGGACUGCCUGGACCCAGAAAAUUCCGAUGAAAAAGACUGCUCCAACCACACCUGUCCCUCCACCCAAUUCCAAUGCAAGUCCGGCCACUGCAUCGCCAUGCACUUUAAAUGCGACGGAGAAAAGGACUGCUCCGACCUGUCCGACGAACUCGACUGCCCACCACGCUACCCUCAAGGGAAAUACUGCCCCAAAGAGAAAUACGAGUGCAAUAACCACCUUUGUAUAAGUCACACGGAUCUUUGUGACGGAACGGAUGACUGUUUGGACAAUAGUGAUGAGCUGCCUGGGUUAUGUACUAACUUCUCGUGUGAUAAGCUGCAUAGGUUCCAGUGUGCGAAUAACAAGUGCAUCCCGAGGUAUCAGGUCUGUGAUGGGAGGGACAAUUGUAAUGAUGGGGUGGCGAGUGAUGAGAAUAAUCAGGGGUGCAGUAGUAAAUUGAGGCAGUGUGGGCUGGGGGAGUUUAGGUGUGCCAACAGGAAGUGUGUGGAUAAAUCUGUGGUGUGUAAUCUGGAGGAUAACUGUGGGGAUCACUCGGAUGAGCUCGGCUGCCACCACAAGCUAACCUGCUCCACCCAAAACGGCUACUGCCGGGACACCUGUACGAACCUCACCUCCGGCUACAUCUGCACCUGCUCUCACGGUUACAUCACCUCAAAAACCAACCCAAAAGAGUGCUCCGACGUGGAUGAGUGCGACACCUCAAACCUAAACCAAUGCUCCCAAAAGUGCACUAACCUCAAUGGGACUUAUUCCUGCUCCUGCCUCCCCGAGUUCACCCCAAACAUCGGCUUCCACGGGUCGUGUCACUCCACUUCCACGGUGGAAACCACGAUUUACGUCUCCAACGGCCCGGAGAUAUUAACCCUAACACCACAAAAAACCACCCAACUAAUCCGCAAUGAGAAACGCGUGGAAUCCCUCGAUAUCUACGGCGACCUGAUCUACUGGGCGGACUCCUACGACCGGACGAUCAAACGUAGUUGGAUCCCUGGUAGGAAAUCCGGCAGUAAAAUCGGUUACGGACAGGACCUCGAGAUAAAAGCGAAUGGGAAGCUGACUUGUGUGAAGGUUGAUCAAAUCACGGGGAAUCUUUACUGGACGGAGACGGAUCGGAGUGGGUCCAAGCCUAAAGGGAGGAUUGGCGUUGCCAGUAGUGAUGGGAGAUAUAGAAAAAGUUUGAUUUCAGGGGGGUUGGAGUUUCCUACUAGUUUGGCGAUUGAUGCGGAGAUGGGGGUCAUGGUGUUUUCGGAUGCGGGGGGUGGGGGGCCGAAGAUCGACACCGCCUGGCUGGACGGCUCCAAACGCUACACCCUCAUCUCCACCAACAUCCGCUACCCCACCGGCCUCUCCAUCGACUAUUCCCACUACCAACGUCGCAUUUAUUUCGUGGACACAAAAUUAUCAAAAAUCGAAUCCAUGAAACCCAACGGACAGGACCGAAUAACAAUUUUACAAUCAGACAACUUACGACACCCGAUAAACCUCGACGUCUUUGAGUCCUCCAUCUACUGGGUGACACGUGACUCUGGGGAAUUACUCCGUCAAGACAAGUUCGGAAGGGGUGUGAGUGUCAUGAUGGAGAGGAAUUUGGUUAAUCCUACUUCCGUGUUAGUGUGGAAUUCGAGGAAGCAGGUUUUAGGAGGGAAUCCAUGCGGGAAGUCUAAUUGUACUCAUUUGUGUUUGCUCAUUCCUGGGGGGGCGAGGUGCGGGUGUCCCGAGGGGGCUGCGGGGGUUAAUGGGGGGAGUUGCGAUGCUCCCUUUGAGAGACCCCGCCCGGACCCACUCCCCUGCUCCUGUCUCAACGGAGGGAUCUGCAUGGAACUCAAAUCAGAACUGAGCUGUAACUGCCUGGACUCUUACUCUGGACAAAACUGCGAAAAUUUAGUCGCAAAAGAGCGCGUCUCCGCCACUGGGGAAGAUUCCUUCAGCGCCGGCUGGGUCGUGGCGCCCAUCGUUUUCAUCUUGUUAACUCUCUUGGCCGCUGCUUUUUAUGUUGUUCUGAGGAAAAGGAACUAUUUUGGGAAGCCUUUGGGUGGUGGUGGGGGUGGGGGGACGAGUUUUAGUGCGGGGAGUGUGGUCAGUUUUAGGCAGGGGAGCAAUGUGGAGUUUGGACAGCAACAAUCGCAAAUUGAUACGAAACCGCACUCCACGUCGGACUUUAGUAAUCCAAUGUACGAGCUGGACCCUAAUUUACCAUCGGGAUCUACUUCUUCUUCUUCAGCGGCGAUAAUCACCCCCCAAACGACGACGAUAUUAAAUAAGCCGAAGCAGUUUGAAAUAGCGGAGGUGGACACGGGGAAGGAUACACAAAAUUUAAUUACAGAAGCUGGUUCUUCAGAGUGCUAGUAGUUGAUUAGGUUUUUUUUCGUUGUGAUUUUAUUGAACAGUGUGUCAUAAUAAUUUAUUUUUUAUCUUUAGGGUAUUGUUUUUUAGAUUUAAUAAAGUAAAGUUUAGUUUGAAGUAAUAAAGUUUUUGUUAGUUGAGGAA
Molecule: messenger RNA, 13898 nt
Organism: Folsomia candida
Lineage: Eukaryota; Metazoa; Arthropoda; Collembola; Entomobryomorpha; Isotomidae
Gene: mgl
Product: low-density lipoprotein receptor-related protein 2-like
Molecular function (GO): protein binding; calcium ion binding
Source: RefSeq, a predicted model, not a curated record